AUGGCCGAAGACAAAGGUGGUUAUCGUCAAAUCAACAAAUCUCUGAACAUUUGUGUAUUCGAGGAGUAUCUGAAAGGUCAGACCGCGAACCUCCCGAAGCUGGCCAAUGUGGAACAGGUCUCAUCGAGAGUCAUCCGAGUCCUUGGACAGAACCCCGGCAAGGUAAGCUCCACCCAUAUGCUCCAGUUCUGCACGAACUUAAAACUGACUCGUCUUCAANAGUUCACUCUUCAGGGUACAAACACGUACAUCGUCGGCACCGGCCAGCAAAGACUGCUCAUUGACACUUCGGGCGGCGAGCCAGAAUGGGCUUCAUUGAUUGCAUCCACGCUGGAGGACCAGAACAUCACCUUAUCCCAUGUUCUCUUGACCCACUGGCACGGUGAUCACACUGGCGGAGUGAAAGAUCUUCUCUACCUCUACCCACACCUUCGAGGCUGCAUCUACAAGAACGACCCUGAANAGGGCCAAAGAAACAUCGAAGACGAUCAGAUCUUCGAGGUCCCUGGUGCAACUGUCCGAGCGGUGCAUACCCCUGGACAUUCGGAAGAUCACAUGUGCUUCGUCCUCGAAGAGGAAUCAGCUUUGUUCACUGGCGACAACGUCCUUGGCCACGGAACAAGUGCAGUCGAAGAUCUGGGAGUUUUCAUGACAACCCUAGUCAAGAUGCAGAACCAGGCGUGCAGCACUGGAUAUUCAGCUCACGGCGUUGUGAUUCAGGACCUGCCAGCCAAGAUGGCCAGUGAGCUGUCUCGCAAACGACGACGUGAGAACCAAAUCAUGCAGGCUCUCUUUACCGCUCGCGACCGUGGUGAGAAGAGCAUCACUGCGUCGAAUCUAGUUGAUGAGAUGUAUGGAGCGUCCGUGGAUGAAGAGACGCGCACACUUGCAUUGAUCCCGAUGGUCACUGAGGUGUUGUGCAAGCUUGCUGGUGAUGGACGCACUGCCUUCCAAGUUGUCGGUGGUGAGAAGAAGUGGUACUCUUUCGACAAAGGCCGUCCGACCAUGAGCCAGAGAAAGACAGAAACGGAGAGAGAGCGCAAGGAUUCGUUGUUUUCAGUACAAGAGUUGAAGGAGGUGUUUGUCGCGGCUUGA
Aureobasidium musti is the source of this 1095-nucleotide messenger RNA. NCBI's taxonomy places the organism in Eukaryota, Fungi, Ascomycota, Dothideomycetes, Dothideales, Saccotheciaceae. The record is from the annotation of a GenBank genome assembly.